GGCCUGGAGGCAGUGCUCAGCCCCGGAGCCGCUGCCCAGCUCUUUGCAGAGAGCACUGGCCGGGGUGACAGCUGGUGACAGCUUGCUGCGCGCGCUCCAUGCUCCUGGGAAGACUCCCAGCUCAGGUAAAGCCGAAAUCUGUACUCAGCAUCCAAGAUGGCGCCACCCAAAUUGCAAAUGCUUUUCUACCUCUGCUGUUGCCUCUCACUGGCUCAUCCUUUUUCCUGGCAAGACCUAAAUCCUGUUGCCAGUUUCAAGCCAUCAGUGUGGCUCUAUAAAAUACAAGCUCUGAUGAUGGCUGCAAGUUUUGGACAUGCUAAAAUUCCCAAAGGACAUGGACCUUAUCCCGUUGGUUGUACGGACUUGAUGGUUGGUUACACCAAUGAGAGUACCUUCUUGCGCUUAUAUUAUCCAUCUGAAGUUCACGGCCACUCUGACACCAUUUGGAUUCCAAAUAAACAAUAUUUUGGGGGUCUUGCUAAAUUUCUUGGAACAAAGGACUUCCUGGGUACAAUGCUGUGGUACAUCUAUGGUUCAACAAAAAUUUCUGCCAAGUGGAAUGCUCCUCUGAGAACUGGCAAAAAAUAUCCACUCAUUGUGUUUUCUCAUGGCCUGGGGGCAUUCAGGACGAUUUACGCGGCCAUUGGCACUGACCUGGCGUCUCACGGGUUCCUCGUGGCUGCUGUGGAGCACAGGGACGGAUCUGCAUCUGCGACUUACUAUUUUGAGGACCAACAUGCUGCAGAGUUGGGAAAUAAGACCUGGCUUUACUUUAAGACCCUAACCUGGGAGGAGGGAAAGAUUAUACGAAAGCAACAGGUGCAGCAAAGAGCAAAGGAAUGCUCGCGGGCUCUCAGCUUGAUUCUUGACAUCGACCAGGGAAAGCCAGUGAAGAAUGAAUUGGGUUUAGACUUCGAUGUGAAACAACUGAAGGAUUCUAUUGAUAGGGAUAAAAUUGCAGUUGUCGGACAUUCUUUUGGUGGAGCAACAGCUAUUCAAGCUCUUAGUGAAGACCACAGAUUCAGAUGUGGCAUCGCACUUGACGCAUGGAUGUUUCCAUUGAGUGAUGAUCUGUAUUCCAAAAUCACACAGCCCCUCUUCUUCAUCAACUCGGAACGAUUCCAAACUUACAAUGACACCAAGAAAAUAAAAACAUUCUUCCUGCCUGGUACAGAAAGAAAGAUUAUUGCAAUCAGGGGUUCAGUGCAUCAGAAUUUUGCCGACUUCACUUUUGCAACGGGUAAAAUCCUUGGGCAGAAACUUACAUUGAAAGGCAACCUGGACUCAAAUGUAGUGAUGGACCUCAACAACAAAGCCUCCUUAGCAUUCUUGCAAAAGUAUUUAGGACUUGAAAAAGACUUUGAUCAAUGGGACCCGCUGAUGGAAGGAGAUGAUGUAAACCUUAUUCCAGGCUUCCCACUUGACACAACCACCACCCAAGCCUCCAUGGACAAAUAGAAUUUAUUUUAAGGGGGGUGGGCAGGGAAGGAGGGAAGGGAAGAGAGUUAAUUUUUUAAUCUUAAAAAGGCAAGCCGUAUUAGAAUAGUGAUUGGGACUCAGGCUAAGAUUUUUUUUUCUUUAACUGUAACAAAUAUACCAGCCCCAAUUGUAAUUUUACUAAAAUGAUCUUUUUUUAUAUAUAGUACCAAAAUUUAAAACUGCUUUUGUAUGGCUUUAAUGGGAGAGUUUAUUAAAAAGAUACAGUGCCAAUGGUAAACAGUUGGGAUGCUGCAAGAUUCCUUAAACA
Dipodomys ordii (Ord's kangaroo rat) is the source of this 1747-nucleotide messenger RNA. It is a transcript of the gene Pla2g7, whose product is annotated as phospholipase A2, group VII (platelet-activating factor acetylhydrolase, plasma). Gene Ontology annotation, molecular function: 1-alkyl-2-acetylglycerophosphocholine esterase activity. The transcript is spliced from 12 exons. Lineage: Eukaryota; Metazoa; Chordata; Mammalia; Rodentia; Heteromyidae. The record is from RefSeq and is a predicted model, not a curated record. The coding region runs from base 157 to 1458 and encodes 433 amino acids.